UGUGUGUUAAACACUGUAGCUUAAGACGUUAAACAACGGCAAUCGAGCAAAAAAAAAUCAAGUUUUUUUUCACUUCUCUUUCUUCUCAAUUUGUGUUUUGAUUUCGUUGUGAACGGUUGGGAAACGAGCAACUUUAAAAGUUCGAUGUAGUGAAAACGAAAAAAAUAAAACAAAAUAAAAUUUUUAAAAAUGGCGACAUGCAAAACAAAUUGUUGCCAUAGCGAUAGCCUAAAAUCGCAUUUUAAUAACACAAAAGUGUACAAAAAGACGAGACAUGUGACAAAUAAUGUCCAGUUAGUGUUCAUGUUAAGUUUUUGUGCAUUAUUUGCCUUUACAUAUGCACAAUUGUAUCCACAAAAUCCAUACUUGAAAGAUCGUGAUCCAAGAUGGUAUUCAAGACCUGGAGAAGAUUACAGACCAAGAGAUCCUGGCGAUAAAGAGUAUAGAACAUACGUUUAUGGGAAUCGUCGUUAUGGAUAUUAUCAACCAAGUGGCUAUGGUCAAUAUCCAGGACAGUAUCAACCAGAUCAAUACCCAGGAAACACUGGACUUGGUGAUGAUAAGUUCAAACACGAUCCACUUAACCCCAAUAAUCCACAAACGCCAUUUCCUGGAGUUCUUGGUGGAUUCCGUGAAGAUCUUCAAGGAAAAUUAAGGAGAGACAGUUUACUUUUAGAUCGUGAUGUCUUCGUAAUGACAAAUUAUGGAGAAGUUCAAGGAUUUAAAGUUCAUUUGUAUGAUAAUCCAGAUCCAAAUUCAUACUUUCGUCCAUGGCAUCAAAAUGUUGAUCGAAUAUUUAAGGAUUGUUCUGUAUUUUUGGGUAUUCCAUACUCACUCCCGCCAAUUUAUGAGGGUCGAUUUAAGCCACCAAGAGUUCAUCGAGGUUGGCAAUUGCUACAAGCUGUUGAUUUCGGUCCAGCUUGUCCUCAACCAAUUGAGUAUGUUGGAGCAACAAAAGGUGUUCGGGAUAUGGAUGAAGAUUGUCUAUACUUGAAUGUCUACUCACCUAAUACUAAAGCUGGUGUAGCUCAAAAGUACCCAGUCAUGAUUUACAUUCACGGUGGAGAUUUCGUUCAUGGAGCUUCCAACUUAUUUCCAGCACAUGUCAUGGCUGCUUUCUAUGAGGUUGUCGUAGUCACUUUUAAUUAUAGAUUAGGAGCUUUAGGAUUUUUAUCAACUGGCGAUGACAACAGUCCAGGAAAUUAUGGAAUUCUUGACAUGGUCUCUGCUGUUGAAUGGGUUUACCAUAACAUCGACUACUUCAAUGGAGAUAGAAAGUCUAUAACACUAUUUGGACCUGAUGCUGGAGCCGCAGCAGCUGGAAUUUUGAUGGUGGCACCAAGAACUCGAGAUAUUGUUACAAAAGUAAUCGCGCAAUCAGGUUCAGCUCUUGCCGAUCAGGCAUUUAUUGUUGAUAGAUAUCGUGCACAAAAUACAAGUCGAGUGUUUGGUCAGUUAGUUGGAUGUCCCAUAGAUUCAUCAUGGAAGCUUGUAAAUUGCCUUUCAAAAAGUAGAUCAAUUUAUGAACUAGGCAAUGCUGAGUUCCAACCACAUGUUGGUUUAUACCCUUGGGGGCCAGUCAUGGAUACAAACUUUACAUUCCCUGGUGAUGAUUGGUUUGAUGGAUGGCAUGAAGCCGAUUGGCAUUUUUUGGAUGAGAAGCCUGAAGAUCUUGUCAGAAGGAAGUUGUAUAAUCGAGGAUUGCAUUACAUGACUGGUGUAACAACACAAGAAGCAGCUUAUUUGAUAUACCAAAAUGAGUCACUAAGUCCUAGGUUUGAGGUUGACUGGGCGUUUAUGGAUCAGAAAAUAAAAGAGUUUGUGCUGCGGUAUAAUUAUACACUCAAUCUGAAUGGCAGUUAUGAAGCAAUUAAGUUCAUGUAUACAUAUUGGCCAGAUCCUAACAACAAAACUCAUAUAAGGGAUCAGUAUGUUCAUUGGCUUUCAGAUUUCCUCAUUCGAGCACCAACAGACAAAAUGGUGAAGCUUCUGGUUGAGAGGAAAGUUCCAGUUUAUUAUUAUGUCCUCAAUACAACAAUCGAAGCAUUCAAACUUCCAGAAUGGAGGAAAUAUGCUCAUGAUAAUGAAUAUUUCUUCCUUACUGGAGCGCCAUUUAUGGAUGUUGAGUUCUUUCCAAAGAAGCUUCGACUUGAGCGCACAAUGUGGACAGAUAAUGACAGAAAUAUGAGUCAUUUCUUCAUGAAAUCUUAUACAGAUUUUGCGAGGUAUGGAAAUCCCACACAGUUGGGUGAGAUUUUAGGUCUUCAUUUCGAUAAAGCCAUACAUGGAGAACUGAGGUAUUUAAACAUCAACACAACUUACAAUUCCUCGAUUCUUUUAAAUUAUCGUCAAACUGAGAAUGCCUUUUGGAGUGAGUAUAUUCCAAGUGUGGUCGGAAUGCUUGUUCCUACAUAUCCUCCAAGCACGGAAUUCUGGUGGGAGCCGAAGGAGCCACUUCAGAUUGCUUUUUGGAGCAUGACGAUAGCAUGUCUAAUUUUGCUCAUCCUCCUCGUCAUGUGCUGUAUUUUAUGGCGAAAUGCAAAGAGGUAUGAAACGGAGGGAAUCGGAGAGGUUUUUCGACGAACCUUCUGCGGAGAGUGAGUUUAAUGCUGGCGUGGACAAUCAUAUAGCACAAUCACAGCCAUUAAGAUCUCGUGAUAAUAUCUAUGAAUAUAAAGAUUCACCAGUCAAGAAGUCACAAAGCGAUUUCAAUUCCAUUCGUUCACCAAGCUCAAUUGGAAUGACUCAAAUGACAAAUACAACAAAAGUGUCAGGAAGUCAAAGUUCCUUGAAAAGUGCGAUCUCAAUGAAGGAGUCAGCGUCAUCGAAAGAUUUCAGGACGUUCGACAAGAAGGAGAAGUAUUCAGAGAGAGAAAUUGAUGUAAAAUCAGAUAAAUCAGAACCAACAGAUAAAGCAUCAGUCAUUAGUACAUCAACGUCAUCGUCCACUAUAAAGAAAGAUUAUAUUACCAGUAGUCCAGUGCCACAAGUUAGAAAUCCUAGAAAUAUUAAAUCAAGUCGAACAAUUCUAGAUGGUGGAAUUCCACAGACAGAAGUGUAGAAUUAAAUUGUAGAAAUUAAGGUUAAAUCUAAUCUUUGAUUAAUUUUUGUCUAAUCUUAGAUUAAGUGUUCAGUAAGGUUAUGUACA
Molecule: messenger RNA, 3148 nt
Organism: Chironomus riparius
Lineage: Eukaryota; Metazoa; Arthropoda; Insecta; Diptera; Chironomidae
Source: the annotation of a GenBank genome assembly